Messenger RNA from Plectropomus leopardus (leopard coralgrouper), 805 nucleotides. The record is from RefSeq and is a predicted model, not a curated record. Lineage: Eukaryota; Metazoa; Chordata; Actinopteri; Perciformes; Serranidae.
AAAAUCCGAUAUCAGAAUUGCAGGAAAUUGAUUUUCCGUUGAUCAAAUGUCCGUCAGGAUGCUCGUCAGCCUUCGUAAUAAAUGCAGAAUAUCGUCCUCCCACAGCGAAAGCGUCACUCACGUGAUUUCUGAGAACAACUCUGGCGAUGAGGUCAGAGCGUGGCUCGACUCGCAGGUCAAAGGUCAAACAGACGCUCAGCUGCUGGACAUCAGCUGGUACACGGAGAGCAUGCGAGCAGGACGUCCUGUGGACGUCCUGGACAGACAUAAACUCCAGGAGCAGCAGAUUAAAGAAUCAAACAAAAAAAUGUUGUUUUCUGUCCCGAGUUACGCCUGUCAGAGGAGGACGACUCUGGACAACCACAACACCGUCCUCACCGAUGCUCUGUCGCUGCUGGCUGAAAACGCCGAGCUCAGUGACGAGGACGGACGAGGCGUCGCGUUCAGACGGGCCGCCGCCGUGUUGAAGGCUCUGCCCGCGCCGGUGACGGACACGAGGCAGCUCAGAGGACUCCCCUGUCUCGGAGGACAUUCGCUCAGAGUCAUCAAAGAGAUUUUGGAGAACGGAGCUUCGAGUGAAGUCGAAUCCACGAAGCAGUCUGAGCGCUUCAGAGCGCUGAAGGUGCGUUAGCUGUUUCACACAAAAACUCGAGUGUGAUUUUGUAGAUUUAUGAUCUAUCGCAGUCGUCUAUAACCACGAAGAGCUCCCCGAAACGAUCUGAUUUCACCAACAGAUCAUUAAAGAUUAAAAAGUCGCUCUUUAGGCUUCAGGAAACUAAAUGUGGAAAAUGUUUAUUUCCCCAAA